UUGUUGUGGUGCAGGGUUUCCAACCCGGUGCCGCCUGAUCUCACGCUGACUUGUGGAUCCUCUCGUUCCACGCCCUCCGCCUCAUUUGACAGCUGGGCGACGGGGCUACAUGGUCUCCUCUUCGGGGUGUGGAUGUGCGGGUGUCCAGAGAUGGAAAGCUACGAGGAGUUCUGCCUGCGGACGCUGGCUUUGCUGCAGGAAGAAGGAACAUUCAGGAAGAAGUGGGCAUGUGACCCGGCGUGUUCCCCGAAGGCUCGCUCGGUCAUCCACUUCCACGGAAGAGCGGUGCUGUCGCCCCUGCUGAGUGCAGAGCAGCGCGCUGAGAUGUGUCUCCUCAGACGGAGGGCGGUCCAGCUGGAGGCCGAGCGACAGAACCAGCAGAGAAACAAGCUCCUGGGCCGGGUGCAGGCCGUCCUGGAUCACGCUCGGGUGCAUGAGGUGCUGAGUGACGAGGUCGACAAGCUGCCAGUUUCUAAACCUGCCAGCGGCUACACUCUGGUCACCGACUCACCCGGGCUUCCCAGAGACUCCGGAUUUGGGCUCCAGACAAGCGACAGGCCUGUCACUCCGAGCCCUGAGACCCCCGUCCUCAAUGGGUUCAAAGGAGUGGAGGAAGUGAAGGUGGAGAACCAGGAGAGGAGUGAGGAGGAGGAGGAAGAGGAGGAAGAGGACAUUAGCUUGGACAGCCUUCUCAAGAGGUCGAGGGAGUACGUGAAGAGAGAGCAGCAGGGAUCCAAAGUGGUCGCCCAGACCAUCUCCGCUGAGGAGAAGAGGAGCUGCAGCCCUGUGCUGGAUGCCGGCGUCGAGUUUGGAUUCAGUCUGCACCACAGCCCCGUCGGCCCACCUCAGGUCCAGCAUCCGGCUCUGUAUGACCCCAGUCCUCAGAAGUCCGUCUGCCUCUCGCCCGGUCUACCGGAGCAGUUUGCUCGUCUCCCGAGUCCGGAGUCCAGCAUUAGUCCCCGUCCGCAGAGACGCAGACCUCGGCCCGUUUCUACAGGGAACAUACACAUCUCGUUCCCCAUUGGCCCGGCAGACCUGAUCCCUCGAAGCCCAGGAAGGUCCGGGGAAGGUGCCGGCAUGGCAGACUGGGGAGAAGCGUCCGCUGGCCACUGGGCUUCAGCGGGGAGGGAUGCUGUCGGCAGCGGUGGCAGCCGUCGAUCCAGUCACUGCGGUACCAGUCCAGUGCAGGAGAGCUGCAGCCCGGUUAGCCCCUCAGUGCCCGGCUCCAUGGGACACCACGACCACCUGGCUGCAGGGUUUCGCCGGCGCUGCCACACCCUGGACAGCCAGCUGCACUCCCACCAUGCUGGAGUGGAGCCUAUAGACCGCAGCCAGGAAAGAGUCCCUCGCUUUAUGGCCGGAGUGACGUGGUUGGCUCCGAGUCGACGCACCUCAGCAGCCCCCUUAAACCAGACGUACGAGGUGGAGAACCCGUCUCCAGCUCUGGCGAGGCCCCGUCUGCCUCCUGACUUGGCUCAGGUCACGCUCAGGGUGGAGCCUGUUGAUUCUCAGGGGCCCAACAACGGCAGGAAAACACCGACUGUCCUCAGAGCCAGCGCCGAGUCUCAGGCUGGGAAGACAGAGGAGAGCCAGUGGCGAGCCCAGGCUCUGGAGGACAUGCAAAGGCGUCUGGAGGAGGAGCACGCCUUGCAGAUGUCGCUGCUCCUCGCUGAGCAGGAGAAAGAGCAGCAGCGCCUCCGUCUGGAGCUGGAGCAGGGCUGUGUGCUGCCUCUCGCUGGGGACGGCGGCUGUGGCUGGAAUCGUAGGUCUGUGAGUGAAAACGGUCCAGUAAUGAGCCCGUCCUGCCCGGGACUGAGCCCGACCCACACGCCAUGUGAGCGAUCGCCUGGACACAGUAUAGGUUUCUCCAGUCCUGCCCCCUCCAGUGUGUCCUCUCCUUCCGUGCAGCAGCCGGUUUAUCUGUGGGGCUCCACGUGGGCGGCGAGCAAACCUCGGGCGAGGCUGAGUCUGGUUCUGACGGCGGAGCAGCAGAGAGCGUUCUGUCGCGUCGGCGCCAUCGUUCGAGGCUUCCUGAUACGUCGGCUGCUCAAAACCGAGAAGGUCAAGCACCUGCGUCAAACCGUCGUGGACACACAAGAGUUCAUCCGUUCAUUUCAGACGGAGGGUCCACAGAAGAGAGGCAGCUACUCGGCUCAAGAUCUGUCCCUGCAGGAGCGAGUCAGAGCCCAGCUUCGUGCAGCCCUGUACGACGUCCACGACAUCUUCUUUGAAAUGCCGCCGGGGGAUCGUUUAGGAUUGCUGCAGCAGGACAGGGAGCUGCGCGCAGAGAGGAAGCUACGAGACAUGGAGAAAGCCAAGUGCCCCAAAGAGAGAGUUGCUCUUUCUGCUGCCACACAGAGAUCUCUGGACCGGAAGAAGAGGGUUGGUGAGUCUCCAGCACAAGUUAGGAAGAUGCAGCAGAAGCCAAAGAGCCCCACGACCAACAGAGUGUUGAAGCCGAGUCAGGGUCAAAACUCUCCUGCCUCCGGCCAGCUGAACCGCCAGGGGAGCUGGUACAGAAAGACCCCCGAGGAGAGAGUGAGGCGCUCGGACAGCCUGAAGAAGCAGCACUCGCUGGGCUAGCACCAUAGCCACUGACCUGUCAACUUGAAUUUGUAGUGUUUUAAUACAAACUUUGCACCACUGAAGCUCGAGUCAGCGCUGCUAAUAAUAAUACGAUUGUCUUUACCUUCACGUGACUGCAUUCACCACCACACUGACUCACACCGUCACAGUCCUGCUGUUUUGACUGCUGCUGAAAUAAGUUUUUGUGUCGAAAAAAAGUGCAAAUCAGAAAAAACGUCAAAUAGAGAUCAGAUCAAAAUAUAUCUGUGCCUAAUAACUAUGCCUUUGCUAUUUAUAACAUUUUAGCAUGUACACAUUUACCAGUUGUGUUCUUAAACAUGAAGUGCUUCUAGCUGUGAGCGGAUUUACAAACACCAGUUUCACGCCGACUCUCAUGUAGUUGAAGAUGCCGUAUUUAAAUGUGUAUAAUUCACUAAUUUAAGUUUUUUUGGGGUUUUUUUGUUCAAGGGCUUUGAGUACCUGUUUGUGCUUUGUUUAUUUGAUGGUGCUCAGUUUACAGUACUUUUAAUGUAUUUCAAUGUUUGGCUGAAAUCGAAGCCAAAUGGAAAAAACAAACAAAAAAUCUAAAUGUGUUUGUUGGGUCACUGGCGAGCUGUUAUGGUGUAAAACUAUGUUAUUCAGAGCAAGAGUGAAGGUCAGUCUGAACAAAACCACCUUUGUGUCGGCGUGUCGUCCAACCACGUGCUGAUGAAUCUGCAGGCCACGUGGGCUCUCAGUGCUUUGGUGUUUUUCACUGACAUUGCUCUGUUCUCUUUUAAAAAUGUUGUUUUUUUUAAUUUAAAAUGCCAAAAUGUCACUUUUUUUUACAACCAGAAUAAAUUCUGAAGUGAUCUGA
This is a messenger RNA of Stegastes partitus (bicolor damselfish), 3421 nucleotides long. RefSeq names its product centriolar coiled-coil protein 110 (gene ccp110). NCBI's taxonomy places the organism in Eukaryota, Metazoa, Chordata, Actinopteri, Pomacentridae. The record is from RefSeq and is a predicted model, not a curated record. Gene Ontology annotation, cellular component: centriole. Bases 133 to 2583 code for a protein of 816 amino acids. Gene Ontology annotation, biological process: ciliary basal body organization; negative regulation of centriole elongation; centriole replication. The transcript is spliced from 13 exons.